CGCGGCCAUCGCGGCGGCGGUUGGCCGGCCGUUAGCUAUGGCCGCGGGCGGGGAGGAGCGGCGCGGCGCCGGGCCGCAGAAGGAGGUGGCGUACAACCGCCUGCUGCCCUACGGCGCCCGGCUGGAGGCCGAAGCCGCUUGCCUGCUCGCAUGCAUCAAAGACAACCUGGGCCGCGCCCUGCAGCUCCGCGAGCUCUGGCCCGGCGGCCUCUUCUGGACCCGCAAGCUCGCCACGUAUAUCCGUUUAUAUGGGAGAAAAUUUAGUAAAGAAGAUCAUGUGCUUUUUAUUAAGUUGUUGUACGAGUUGGUGACAAUUCAAAAGCUGGAGAUCAGCAUGAUGCAAGGAUUUGCACGUCUGUUGAUAAACCUUUUAAAGAAAAAAGAACUUCUCUCAAGAGAUGAUUUGGAAUUACCGUGGAGACCACUUUAUGAAAUGUUGGAGAGGAUACUGUAUUCCAAAACUGAACACCUGGGAUUAAAUUGGUUUCCUAAUUCAUAUCGACCAGGCUUGUCUUCACCUAAAACAUUUGUGCUUAAUGUUUUACAUAGGUGUUCUGUAGAAAGUGUCCUAAAAACACUUGUUAAAAGCUGUCGGCCGUAUUUUCCAGAGAGUGCCACUGCAGAAAUGCUAGAUGAGUGGAGACCUUUAAUGUGUCCAUUUGAUGUUACCAUGCAAAAGGCCAUCACCUAUUUUGAACUGUUUCUACCCACUACCCUUCCUCCAGAACUUCACCAUAAAGGUUUUAGGCUUUGGUUUGAUGAAUUUAUAGGCCUUUGGGUUUCAGUUCAAAAUCUUCCACAAUGGGAAGGGCAUUUAGUAAAUCUUUUUGCUCGCUUGGCCACUGACAACAUAGGCUACAUAGACUGGGAUCCAUAUGUACCAAAGAUAUUUACAAGGAUUCUGAGAAGUUUGAAUCUUCCUGUGGGGAGCAAUCAAGUUGUAGUUCCAAGAUACUUAACAAAUGCUUAUGAUAUAGGCCAUGCGGUAAUGUGGAUCACAGCCAUGAUGGGUGGACCAAGCAAAAUAGUACAGAAGCAUUUGUCUGGGUUAUUCAGUAGCAUUGCAUCCUUUUAUCAUCCUUCAAAUAAUGGUCGAUGGCUGAACAAGCUGAUGAAACUACUUCAAAGAUUACCAAAUAGCGUUGUUAGAAGAUUGCAUCGUGAACGUUACAAAAAAAUGACUUGGCUUACACCUGUGCCUGAUAGCCAUAAACUUACUGAUCAAGAUGUUACAGACUUUGUAGAAUGCAUUAUUCAACCUGUUCUUCUGGCUAUGUUCAGUAAAACCGGAAGUCUAGAGGCUGCCCAAGCCCUACAGAAUCUUGCACUAAUGCGUCCUGAAUUAGUAAUUCCACCUGUACUUGAAAAGACAUAUCCGGCACUAGAGACAUUGACAGAACCUCAUCAGCUCACAGCUACUUUAAGCUGUGUAAUUGGAGUAGCUCGUAGCUUGGUGUCUGGAGGCAAGUGGUUUCCUGAAGGUCCAACACACAUGUUACCUCUGUUGAUGAGAGCAUUGCCUGGCGUGGAUCCAAAUGACUUCAGCAAAUGCAUGAUCACAUUUCAGUUUAUUGCAACAUUUUCUACCUUAGUGCCUUUGGUAGAUUGCUCGUCUGUACUACAAGAAAGAGAUGAUCUUUCAGAGGUAGAGAGAGAGCUGUGUUCUGCUACUGCCGAGUUUGAGGAUUUUGUACUGCAGUUUAUGGACAGAUGUUUUGGGCUCAUAGAAAGCAGCACGCUAGAACAAACUAGAGAAGAGACUGAAACUGAAAAGAUGACUCAUUUGGAGAGUUUAGUGGAAUUGGGCCUCUCUUCUACUUUCAGUACAAUCCUCACCCAAUGUUCGAAAGAUAUAUUUAAGGUUGCCUUAGAAAAGGUUUUUAACUUUGCUGUUUCAAAUAUAUUUGAGACAAGAGUUGCUGGUCGGAUGGUUGCUGACAUGUGCCGAGCUGCAGUAAAAUGCCGUCCUGAGGAGUCUUUGAAGCUCUUUGUGCCCCAUUGCUGCAGUGUAAUAACUCACCUUACCAUCAAUGAUGAUGUCUUGCAUGAAGAAGAACUAGAUAAGGAACUACUCUGGAACCUUCAACUUUUGUCAGAGAUUACACGAGUGGAUGGAAAGAAAUUGCUGCCAUACAGGGAGCAGCUUGUGAAGAUUCUGCAGCAAACCCUACACUUAACCUGUAAGCAGGGUUACAUUCUGUCUUGUAACCUACUGCACCAUCUUCUUCGUUCUACUACACUUAUCUACCCCACAGAGUACUGCAGUGUGCCAGGUGGCUUUGACAAGCCUCUUUCUGAAUACUUUCCUAUCAAGGACUGGGGUAAACCAGGCGACUUGUGGAACCUGGAUAUCCAGUGGCAUGUUCCUUCAUCUGAGGAAAUAAACUUUGCCUUUUACUUAUUGGAUACUUUUCUUCAGCCUGAGCUCACAAAACUGGAACACCAUACAGAAGGAAAACUAGAAAUGUCCAGAGAUGAUGUACAGCAGUGUCUCUCUAUAGUACACAACUGCCUGAUUGGUUCGGGGAACGUUCUGCCUCCUCUAAAAGGAGAAAGGAUAGCUCACCUGCUCCCAAGUCUGGUGUCUUUGGAAGAGACAAAACUUUAUACUGGUGUUGACUAUGAUUUGUCAAGAGAGAAUUACAGAGAAACAAUUGCUAGAAUCACAAGGAAACUACUCCAUUAUAUACUUGAUAAUUCAGAAGAUGACACCAAGUCUUUGUUUCUAAUCAUAAAGAUCAUUAGUGACGUGUUACAGUUCCAAGGAUCUCACAAGCAUGAGUUCGAUUCCAGAUGGAAGAGCUUCAACCUAGUGAAGAAAUCAAUGGAGAACAGGCUUCAAGGAAAGAAGCAGCAUAUCAGAGCCUUGCUGAUUGAUAGGGUCAUGUUGCAGCAUGAGCUGAGAACACUAACUAUUGAGGGCUGUGAAUAUAAAAAUACACACCAGGGCAUGAUCAGGGAUCUUCUGUGCUUGUCCACAAGUUCCUAUGGUCAGGUCAGAAAUAAAGCUCAACAAGCCUUCUUCACAGCACUGGGAACAUAUAACUUUAGUUGCAGAGAUAUCAUUCCUUUGGUUUUGGAGUUCUUGCGUCCAGAUCGGCAAGAUGUCACUCAGCAGCAGUUUAAAGGUGCCUUAUAUUGUCUUCUUGGAAAUCACAGUGGCGUAUGCCUGGCAAAUCUCCAUGAUUGGGAUUGUAUUGUACAGACUUGGCCAGCAAUAGUCUCCUCUGGACUUAGCAAAGCCAUGUCUCUGGAAAAACCAUCUAUAGUUAGACUUUUUGAUGACCUUGCAGAAAAGAUCCACAGACAGUAUGAAACAAUUGGAUUGGAUUUUACAGUUCCAAAGAAGUGCACUGAGAUAGCUGUACUGCUGCAAAAAUCGGAACACCCCAGCACCAACUUGACAAUGCUAACAUCAGAAGAGAUUCAGUUAGGAAUUCAGCGCCAGAAGGAAAAGAAUGCUGAGGCUUUGCAAAACUAUGAGAAUUUGGUCAACAUGCUCUUAGAUUGUGUGGAAAAAAGAAAUCUCCCCUGGAAAUUUGAGCACAUAGGCAUUGGCUUUUUAUCCUUGCUCCUGAGAGAUGAUAGGGUGCUGCCUGUCCGUGCCAUAAGAUUCUUUGUGCAGUGUCUAACCCAUGAUGCCAUUGUGGUUCGUAAGAUGGCUAUUUCAGCUGUUGCUGGCAUUCUCAAGCAGCUGAAGAGAGUCCACAAAACGGUGUCCAUCUGCCCAUAUGAAGUCAGUGGAAAUCUUAAGCCUCCUAGCAUUCAGGCUGGUGACAGACUUGAUAACCAGUGGUUGCACUAUGAUGGUCAAAAUUUACCAAAGACUAAACAAGCUUGGGAAUCGUGCUGCUUUGUGGAGAAGACGCACUGGGGGUAUUAUACCUGGCCUCAAAACAUGUUAGUUUAUGCUCCUGCUGAUCAACAGCCAAAGCUUGGGCGAGGAAGAGAGGAGUUGUUAGAGGCAGAGCAAGCUAUAUAUGAUCACUUUUCUGAUCCGAAAUUUGUUGAGCAGUUAAUAAAGUUCCUAUCUUUAGAAGACCGAAAAGGAAAAGACAAAUUUAAUCCUCGCAGAUUUUGCCUCUUCAAGGGCCUGUUCAGAAACUUUGACGAUGCCUUCUUGCUAGUUUUAAAGCCCCAUUUGGAACGGCUAGUAGCAGACUGUCAUGAAAGUACUCAGCGAUGUGUAGCUGAAAUCAUAGCUGGCUUGAUAAGGGGCUCUAAACACUGGACAUUUGAAAAGGUAGAGAAACUUUGGAUGCUUCUCUGUCCAUUGCUUCGAACAGCUUUAUCUAACAUCACAGUGGAAACUUAUAAUGAUUGGGGCACAUGCAUAGCAACUUCCUGUGAAAGCAGAGAUCCUCGGAAAUUGCACUUUUUAUUUGAACUCUUGUUGGAGUCUCCCUUAAGUGGUGAAGGAGGAUCAUUUGUAGAUGCAUGCCGGCUCUACGUAUUGCAAGGUGGCCUUGCACAGCAAGAAUGGCGAGUUCCAGAACUGUUGCACAGAUUGCUUAAGUACUUGGAACCUAAACUCACACAGGUCUACAAAAAUGUCAGAGAGAGAAUAGGAAGUGUUUUGACCUACAUAUUCAUGAUAGAUGUUUCUUUGCCAAAUACUGCUCCAACAAAGUCCCCUCGUAUCCAUGAAUUCACUACACGAAUACUUGAAAAACUGAAACCCCUUAUGGAAGUGGAUGAAGAAAUUCAGAAUCAUGUAAUGGAAGAGAAUGGAGUUGGUGAACAAGAUGAGCGAACUCAGGGCAUUAAACUCUUGAAAACCAUCCUGAAAUGGUUGAUGGCGAGUGCAGGUCGGUCCUUCUCCACAGCUGUCACAGAGCAACUCCAGCUUUUACCUUUGUUUUUCAAGAUUGCCCCAGUAGAAAAUGAUAAUAGCUAUGAUGAACUCAAGAGAGAUGCUAAGAUGUGUUUAUCACUAAUGUCUCAGGGGUUGCUGUAUCCUCAACAAGUGCCUUUGGUACUUCAGGUGCUAAAACAAACAGCAAAAAGCAAUUCUUGGCAUGCUAGAUAUACAGUACUAACCUACCUCCAGACCAUGGUAUUUUAUAAUCUGUUUAUCUUCCUCAACAAUGAAGAAGCUGUCAGUGACAUCAGAUGGUUGGUAAUAAAGCUACUGAAAGAUGAACAACUUGAGGUGAGAGAAAUGGCUGCUACCACACUGAGUGGUCUGUUACAGUGCAACUUCCUCACUAUGGAUGGUCCCAUGCAGACUCACUUUGAACAGCUCUGCAAGAUGAGGUUACCAAAAAAGAGAAAACGAGACCCUGGCACCGUAGCAGAUACCAUUCCUUCUGGAGACUUGGUUAAGCGCCAUGCUGGUGUGCUAGGACUUAGUGCGUGUAUUUUGUCAAGUCCCUAUGAUGUACCCACCUGGAUGCCCCAGCUGUUGAUGGACCUCAGUGCUCAUCUGAAUGAUCCUCAGCCUAUUGAGAUGACUGUAAAGAAAACACUGUCCAAUUUCCGGAGGACCCACCAUGACAAUUGGCAAGAGCACAAACAGCAGUUCACUGAUGACCAGCUGCUUGUCCUUACAGACCUCUUAGUAUCACCCUGCUAUUAUGCAUAAAUAAGGUUUCAUUUGGAAAAUGAGGAUGUAGAAACAUUUCCGCAAAAUAAAGGAAACUCGAAACUAAUUUAUCGUGUAGAGAACUUGGUUUUGGAACUAUCUUUAAAUGCGAAUAUUCAAGUCCUGAGAGGGCUCUAUUCAUCAAGAACUCCAACUCCACAGGGAGCAGCUAUGAGAGCCUUGUAGUCUUCCAUAACUGCAUCUGUGGAGCCUGGUUCUGACAUGUUACAAAGUACCAUGUCACUGGCCUGUGUUACAAAACUGCAGUUAUUUCUCAUGCACAGUGGCUUAAGCCGGAUGUCUCUUCUCUCAUCUCAUCUUCUCUCUUCCUCCACAUCCCCAGCUAUUUUUAAGCGGUAAAUAUGCAGAACACACAGGAUUGUGUGAGUCGGAACCUUCUCAGUGAACCUCUCCAAUUUUGGUUGAUUUAACUUUUUAUCUGAUUGACCUGCAAGACCAGGAGCCAGUUUUUUUUCACAAAGGAUUUAUUUUUCACUGUGUGGGUUUGAGCACCCAUUAGAUGAUGGCCCUGUAUCAUUUAAUCCACCUCAGAUCUGGAUUACUUUUUAUAAUCUCUAUAUAAAUGUAAAUAUCCAUUCUGCUUUUUGCAGCCUAGAUCGGCAGGGCAGGAAGUGGGAAAACUUCCGUGGCCUAGUUGAGUUCUAAUAGAAGCUCAACCAGGUGCAGAACACACAACCAUGAUCAUCUGCAGCUUUCUAAGGCGGGUGGAAAGGCUGGGGAUCCUUUCAGAUGAAUAGAGCCCAUAGAUGUGAAGUUCUUGUCUCAAGCAAUGUUUCAGUUAAUAGAAUGAAGAAUAUAUGCUUUGUGCAUAAAAGCACUGAAUGGCUGACUUUUUUUUCUUUUUUUUUUUUUAAACAAGAUACCCUCAUUUACAAAGACUCUUAGUUGCUAUUUGAACAAGCAUCCCUUGCAUAAAUGGGAGACUGCUAAGAUAGUGGAAGUUCUAUUUUUUUUAUUUUUUAUUUUUUUGCCUGCAACUUUGUUCAGAGACUGAUAUCUAUUGGCUAUUUAAUGACAUGUGUAAUAUGUGUUACAUAGAUGUAAAAGACUGUAUAAAUUGUAGAGGCAUUGCAUUGAUGAAACAUUGUACAGUUUGCAACCUUUUACAUAACACCAUUGUGAGAUUAUUUUGUAAAGAUUCACACUUAAAUGUUAAUACUAUAGUGGUUUUGGCUUUUGUAUCAAAUCAAAUGCCAUUAGUUUUUUUUAAAUUAUUUUCUUUAACAGAAUAUCUUUCCAUGUCUAAAAGGCAGAGAUUUUAUUUUGUUUUGGGUUUUCAUUGAUCUCAUUACUUAUAUCUGAUGCAGAUUUUUAAUGCAAUGUUUGUGGCCAUCUCUAAAUGAAGACAUCACAUGUUUUGAUGUGGUAAGUUUAUAGAAUGCAAGGUACUUCCUACAUUGAAAUAAAUUCCCAAGUUGGUGUGUGUUUCAUCUUUCGUACAGCCAAACUGGAACACUAUGAUACAAUUUGAAUCAUCUACCUGCUGAGUAUGAGACUCAAUCCAAACUUAAAAGCACAGCAGUGUUCCUAGUACAGUAUUUAGUAAACGUCAGCACACAGAUGUAACCACUGUAUAGCGUAGUGCCAAAAUUAUUUCAAUCGUGUACCUAGUUUAAAACCCAAUAAAUGGAUUGUUUGUAACAUC
Molecule: messenger RNA, 7250 nt
Organism: Alligator sinensis (Chinese alligator)
Lineage: Eukaryota; Metazoa; Chordata; Crocodylia; Alligatoridae
Gene: PSME4
Product: proteasome activator subunit 4
Exons: 48
Coding region: 38-5584 (1848 amino acids)
Biological process (GO): proteasomal ubiquitin-independent protein catabolic process
Cellular component (GO): spermatoproteasome complex; nucleus; cytosol
Molecular function (GO): peptidase activator activity; proteasome binding
Source: RefSeq, a predicted model, not a curated record